Messenger RNA from Silurus meridionalis, 17010 nucleotides. It is a transcript of the gene pkd1a, whose product is annotated as polycystic kidney disease 1a. Gene Ontology annotation, cellular component: membrane. Gene Ontology annotation, biological process: kidney development. The record is from RefSeq and is a predicted model, not a curated record. NCBI's taxonomy places the organism in Eukaryota, Metazoa, Chordata, Actinopteri, Siluriformes, Siluridae. Gene Ontology annotation, molecular function: protein binding.
CAGACCAGGAGGAGGAUGAGAAAAAUAAGAAGGGCUAACGAUGAAAUGGAUGAGGAAGAAGAACUUAUUAGGAAGAUGUAAAGAGCUGAUAAAAAGCAGGAAAGGUUUUGUGGAAAAGGAGGAGGAGGAAGAAUGCACUGUGCACAGAAAUAUUUUUAUUUAUUAAUAAAACCUAAAACUUUCCUUAACACAUGAUGUGAGAGAAGUUUUCAUGACUUUUUCUACUCAACAUCUCCUCUGAUGGAGAAUCCGGAAACUGCAGAGCUCGCGCUCCAGGAGGAGAAGAAGAAGGAGGAGGAGGAGGAGGAGGAAGUUCUGGUGGAACUUUUUGGAUUUUGAAACGUGUGUGUGUGUGUGUUUUUUCCUCCCUGAAGCAGAACAGUCAGUUCCGUUAAACGUGCAGCAGAGGGGGGACGUCAUCAGCGCUCGAGCUCGGGGUUAUAAAGAAAAAGAAAAGGAAAAGAAAAGAAAGAAAAACAACAAAGUAGCAAAGAUAAAGGAGGAAAGAAGAAGGUGGGGGCGCGCAUGUAGGAGAAGAAGUUCUCGUUUCCCGUGAAAGUUCCUCUUAUGGAAAAGCGAGAACUUUUCUUCCUCUCGCGCGCGCCGAGGAGCUGUUGCGCGAUGUGACCGGAGCUAUGAGGUGUAGGAAUGGACAGACGCGCUCCAGGCGAGAACAUGGCGUCGUCUGUUUCUUCUCCGAGCUCGCGCCGCCGCUGCUCUUCUUUGGGCUGCUCGGUGUCGCGGCGGCGGCGGUGGCGGCGGGUGGGGAGGACGCGGGCCGCGCGUGCGGCCCUCCGUGUCCAGGGAACUGCUCGUGCGCGGUGCUGGGAGCGCAUUGCGUGGUGAACUGCUCGGGCCGCGGGCUGGAGUGGAGCCCCUCCGCCACCGAGCUGCCCACCGACACCAACAUACUAGAUCUGUCCAGAAAUCACCUGUCCUUUGUGGACUCCAGUCUAUUUGAUCACCUCGAUGGCCUCAAGGAACUGUAUCUUCAAAAUAAUCACAUUACAGAACUUCCUCACAAAGUUUCCGGUUGUGGCUCAUUAGCUGUGCUGGACGUGAGCACCAACCCCUUCGUGUGUGCCUGUAAGCUGGUCCACCUGGUCAGCAAGCUGCAGAUGAGGGGUGUCACCCUGAGGAGAGCCAAUCAGAUGCUGUGUGACCACCCACCCAAACUCAAAGACCAACCACUGCUCAACGUCAGCUCCGACCACUGCGAGCUGUACUACGCCGGGUGUCUGCAGGACGAUGCUCGCUCCGGGGGCAGUGAGCUGGUGAUCUUCACGUCGUCGGUGAUGGGGAAUUUCUCGCGGGAGGAGUGUAACUCCAGAUGUUUCUUCGCUAAGCAGCUUUACGGAGGCCUGGGUUCACGCAGGGAGUGUUUAUGCAGCACCAACUCCGAACCCAACUACAUCAGCGAGGCCCGGUGUUCUGCAGCCUGCUCCAACUCCACCGUCAUGAAGGACUGCGGCCUCACUGUUGCCCAGGACGUCUUCCAGGUGAAUUACUCAGUGCGUGUCUCAGCGGUGCGCUCUAGUGUCUACUCCCAGACCGCGUUGUCGGUGUCCUCCUCUGUCCUUCCAGUGUCUCUGUGCUGGGACUUUGGGGACGGCUCUCCGCUCCUCAACACCUCGCGUACCACGGCGCAGCACAAAUACGGCCUGCCGGGUCGCUACAGGGUGAAAGCAGUGGCCACGGCAGCACACAGGGAGACAAGCGGCACGGCCGAGGUGCGUGUGGAACUGCCCCCGAGACUGGAGCUCCGCUGCCCCUCACCACUGCUGGCCAAUCAGAGCCUGGAGGAGGCGGUGACUCUGGUGAACUGGGGCGGAGUGGGCGUGGAGGCGGACUGGCGAAUCAGGAAGGAGGGCCUGGAAGUGGCCCGAGCUGAGCCAGUGUGUGUACCAGACAGCGUACAGCAUGAGAAUUUGUCGCGGUGUUUCGAGUUGGUGCCAGGCGAGUUCAGCUGGUCCGAGGCUCGGCGUCAGUGUGUGACUCGGGGUGGAGAGCUGGCCAUCGCUCGGGGGGACGCCGUACAGAGCCUCAUUGCUCAGCGCAUCACACAGGAGCGUGGGGUGUGGUUGGGUCUCAGCGAUGUGGAUUCUCCCGGGUUCCUUCACUGGGUGGACGGAUCCCCGGCGCUCCCAGGUGAAGAUGGAGCGAGAGACAGGGCCAUGCUGGUGGACGGAAACAUGUGUGUGUCCCUGGGCAGCGACGGACAAACCAGCUCGCACCCCUGCAGCGCCAAACGUGCCUACGUGUGCCAAUUCACACACCAAGUGCGAGUGUUGGAUGCGGGGGUAUACCGGGUGGGUAUGGCUGUCUUCAACACCCAGAAAAGUGUCAUCAAUCCUGAAGUUACAUCUUUCAUUAGACCGGAAAUAGCAGUCAACAGUGUUGAGCUUCUCCUGUUCCCAUCUCUGAGCUUCACCCACAGCGGGCGUCUUUCAAGCCUGGAGCUGAUCACACACACUCUGAGCUCAUACACACACGUUCGCUUUCAGGUGUACCGACCUCACUGCCAGAGUGGAUUACACCUGCUGCUGCCAGGAUGUGGUGAAUUCUGUAGCCCCAUCGCUAUGUGUCGGUCCCUGGAUGUCCGUCCCAAUGAUACAACCUCCACUACUACUUCCUCAUCUCCACCAUGCCCUGUAUGGCAUCAGUGGUGUCCAUAUGUGGGUUCCUGUCUGCCCCUGAGUCACCCAUGCCAGCCAGAGUCAUGCCCAAAUUGCUCCGGGGUGGAGCCCCUGCCCACUGACACUCUGCGCCCACACUACAGCCUGGUGGGAGAGGUUUCAUUCACUCUGCCACCCGGAGCCUCCAUACAUGCACUGGUCCAAGAGGAAAUCGAAGACCUCUUAGUGGUUCCCGGUGACUUUAUCGCCCUUCAGCAUGAUGCCGGAACCUCUGGGUUGCUUGAGUGCUCUCCUGAUCCCUCUUCACCUUGGAAACAGAGCAUUCUGGUCCAGAAUCGUUCUGAUUGGCUGGACAGUAAUGAAACCCUGGAGAUGAUUGGAGAUGGAAAGUGGGCACAUGAGUUUAUAUGCCCGAUCAGGGUGCUGUAUGUUGGACAGAACGAAACCAAACUACAAGGUCCUUUUCUAAAAUCUGGUCUACCACAAACAGGAGACUACAGCCUGGAGGUGUUGUCACAUGACCCUGACUUCCCGGUUGCCGCCUCCUGUUUGAUCCAUGUCAUCCCACCGCUGAACCUCAGCCUGGUUUAUCCAACUAUUUUUAAUGGAACAGUCUACUUCCUUCCGAAUCAAACAUCUGUUUUGGUCAAGGUCCAAUCCGAGAACAGUGCUAUAAUCAGGUGGCAAGAGAGCAACAAAUCUGUCACUUUCCAAAGUUCUUGCCCACAGGAACUGGAAUCCAAAGUGGUUGAAUGCAAGACAGCGAAGUCAAACAAUGAUACCCUGUUUGCCUGGCUGGACCUUGAGCUCAGCUCCUCACCAGGAAACACCAAAGUGGUCCUACAUGCCCAAAGUGAGAUAACUGAGGCAGAUCUGGAGAUUCAAGCAAGAAUAGAGGAGCCAUUGCAAGGCUUACAAAUUCAGCCCCAUCCCGCCCACAGGGUCCUGAUGGAAACUGUAGUGAGUUACACAGCAUCUGUAGAAGGAGGAAGUGACCCUUCAUUCCGAUGGACAGUGGACGAUAAACCGUACUUCACCUAUUACAACACUGUACUCAACAUCAUCUACCAGAAUGCUGCUGUUUAUAAACUCACGGUCACGGCAUCCAACCACGUGAGCAACAUAACGGAGAAUUUCAAUGUGACUGUGGACAAAAUGAACCCAAUGAGCGAGAUUACCGUUCGGGGUGUCCCUGAUAUCGUGACUCAGGGUGAACAGCUGACCCUGUCUGCCUCGGUAGCAGUCGACAUUUCAGUGGAUGCCACUUUUCUGUGGUUGUUCAAUGAUUUGGAUAAAAUGGAGAAUCACUUUAAACCCCCUUAUAUUGCCCCACAUCAGAACUCCGACCCGUCAGAAAAUCGGAUAGUCCUACAGCAUGAAGUUAAAUACACGUACAAACAGCCAGGCGAAUACAAUCUCAGGGUGUCUGUCUCCAACCGGUAUGAGAACAAAACCCACAAACUCGACGUGUACGUGUUCAGCAUUUUAACAUCAGUGGAGAUCAACACCGAACCAGAGCUUUUGCAAACUGAAAAGCCAGCUGCUUUUGAAGCUCAUCCUUUACCGUCCUCCUACGGAAUCAUCUACACAUGGGAUUUCGGUGACAACUCCAGCCUGCAGCAAGGACGUGAACGUAGGGUCCAUCAUGCCUAUGCGCAAAGCGGGACCUACACAGUCUGUGUGAAUAUUAACAACACCAUUAGUAAUAAAGACAACUGUAAAGUAAUCAUGGUGUAUGAAGACAUUGACGGAUUGGAGGUUGAGGCUUCCACUCCCACUGAAUUCAACACUCCGACAAUCGUCAAGGCUACUUUGGAAGCAGGCAACAACGUCAGCUGGAGCUUCUCUAUGGGUGAUGGGACUGUACUUGUGCGUGCAGAACCACAUGUGGAACAUGUUUACGUCAAAGACGGAAACUACACGGUCAACGUAACCGCAACGAAUGCCGUCAGCUCAAAAUGGGAAUCCGUACACGUUCAGGUGUUCGUUCUGCAGGUGUUGUGGUUGGAGCCUGUAAUGUGUGUUCAGGAAAAAACAGAAAUCAACUUUCAUGCUCUUGUGUCAGGAAAUGCCUCCUCUCAUCUGUAUAUGUGGAGUUUCGGAGAUGGGACCGCCAAUAAAACUCUGUAUGGUACCCCGAGUAUAACACACUCUUACCAAGCUAGUGGAAAUUACCAUCUUUCUCUUCUCAUGUCGAGUUCUGUGAACAAAGCAAAUUUUUUCAACUGGAUCUGCGUCCAACCUGAAGUGUCCAACGUGACGCUCGAACCCUCUAGCAGAUUUAUCAGACUUGGAGACGAAAGCUCGUUUACUGUAACUGCAAUUCCAGAGUUCGACUACACCUACUUGUGGGAUUUUGGGAUCAGUGACUCGAUAAGCCCUAUUACAGGUGGAGACAGGAUGGUUUUUACUUACAAAAGCCCCGGUCUGUAUGUAAUAACCGUAACAGUACUUAACAACAUUUCAGCCAGCAUAAGCACAGUGCAAGUUGAAGUGCAGCAACCUGUGGGUUAUCUGUUGAUCCAGCAUAAUGGAACAACAGGAAACAAACUGGCCUUGAGGCAGGACUACACAUUUAUAUCAAAUUCCGACUCCAAUCACGUUGCCUACAGUUGGGACUUUGGGGACGGGACAGUCCUUACAGGCCGCAAUGUGGCACAUGCCUACAACUCCUCCAGAAUUUUCAAUAUCUGUGUUACGGGUAAGAAUGACGUGAGUGAGAAUAACAGCGAAAUAUCUGUUAUGGUUUUAGCCCCUAUUCGAGGACUUUCCAUCAAUGCCAGCCUUGUUAACGUUCCUUUGAAUGCAACAGUCCACUUUGAGACCCAUCUUGACCAAGGAGACGAUGUGCGUUACUCGUGGAUCCUCUGUGACCGCUGUACCUCCAUUCCAGGCACGCACCCUAUGUUCUAUACCUUCCGCUCGGUCGGUAUGUUCAACGUGAUCGUAACUGCGGAAAAUGACAUUAGCACCGCUCAGGCUAGCAUUUACAUAUUUGUACAACGGGAGCUGGAAGGUUUACAGAUUGUAUCUGAGGAGCUUGGGGAAAGUUGCUGUUUUGCCACCAACCACAUCCUUCACUUGCAGGCUGUGCUUAAAGAUGGCACAAACAUGUCGUUUAGCUGGAACCUUCUGAGGGAAUAUGAAAAUACUGUUGCCCUCAAUCUAACAGGCAAGAACAUCGAACUCAAUUAUUCCACACCUGGACCUUGUGAAGUUCUUAAAGCCACCAAUUUACUCGGUCAGCUGGCUGUUAACCGCACUAUUGAGUUUCUUGACCCUGUUGGAAAACUGCACCUCGAGGCUUUUCCAAACCCUACGGCUAUCGAUUCAAUCACCAACAUGACAGUGUCUGUAAACACAGGCAGUGACCUUCAGUACAGAUGGUGGAUUGAAAGCGAUCCAUUACAGUUUAAUGUACCUUCCAUCUGGCAUGUAUUUGACACUCCAGGGCUGAAGUCAGUAAGUGUAGAGGUUUCAAACCAGGUUAGCAAGGAGAUGGUUUCGGUACAAAUCAGUGUCCAAGAACCAAUUUCAGGGGUUACCUUCACCACAACCAAUGUCACAGAGCAGAACUUUUUAGCCUCUGGAGUCAACGUAUCUCUUUUUGGUCAUGUCCAAACUGGAUCUGAUGUUUCAUGGAUGUGGCUCUUGCCGAAUCAUGCCAAAUCAAACCAGCAGGCCACAUCCUACACGUUUUUAUCCCCUGGAACCUUCACGGUCACUUUAAAUGUCUCAAAUGACAUCAGUAGUGAAGUGCUAGCUCAUGACUUUACUGUGCAAGACCGAAUUCAAGGGCUUGAGUUCAAGGCUAGCAAGAAGAAUGUUGCAGUUGGCGAGAACGUAGAGUUCACGAUCUCUGUUGCAUCUGGAACCUCGGUUAGCUACACCUUAAGCAUCAGUGGUGACGCAACCGUUCACCCCAACCUCACUUACGUGCACCAGUUCAGCCGAGUCGACAACUACUAUGUCAAUUUGACAGCCUGGAAUCAAAUAAGCUCGGAAAGGAGGAACCUGCAUAUCUGUGUCCUGGAGCCCAUCACCAAACUUACCAUUUUGGACUGCUGUGAAGAAGCCAUGCCUGUCGGUGUGGCCAAGACUUUUGAGGCUCAUAUACAGACCGGCAACCCCGUGACGUACCUAUGGACCUUUGAUCUUCAUCAUGGAGCUAAAAAAACUAUGUUUGACUCAAAAGCCACCUAUGUACCGGAGGAACCAGGUUUCCUGACCAUCAGCGUGAGUGCCUUUAAUGCUCUUAACAUUCAAAAUGAGACCAAGAAUGUGCUUGUCCAGAAUAUACUCAAAUCAGCCAUCUUAGAAGCUCAACCUCAGGACACAUUCAUUAACAAGACAAUAAUAUUUCAAGCACGUGUGUCUCCACAGUCUAGUUCUCUAAGAUAUCAGUGGGACUUUGGCGAUGGAAGCCCUGAUGUCUUUUCUGAUACUUCAGUUGUCAGCUAUGUAUAUUCUUUACCUGGACACUACAUUGCUAAAGUCAACAUCAGUAACCUGGUUAGCUGGGUUACGGCUUUGUUUGAGGUCAACAUACGUGUUCUAGAGUGCAGUGAACCAGAAGUCCAGGUGGUUCAAGCUCCAAAGUUAUCUAUCUGGCGUUCCAAACCAGCACUGGUCGAAGAAGUGGAUCUCAAAGGCUGUGUUCGAUAUGGCGCCGAAUACCUGUGGGAGAUCUACUCGGCUUCUCACUGCCAGGAGUUUGAAAACCACUUGACGCCACCAUAUAAAGUCCAUCUUCCUGCAGAGGUCGAUACCCGGAGGCUGCAGUUGUCAAUACCCAAGAUGACUCUCCCUGCCAAAAACUACGCCCUGAUCUUUUCCCUGUCUUACAAAGGAAUUCCGCUAAAAAAGGCUACCUGCCUUCAGCUCUCUGUGAUGUCCGCCAAGUUGGUACCGAUUAUCGAGGGUGGAACUUAUCGUGUGUGGUCCAAAACUCAGGACCUACAGCUUAGCGCAAACCAAUCCUACGAUCCUAACCUGAACUUGGACAGUCAGACCUUGCUGAGAUACCACUGGGAAUGUAGCAACACUUCAAAGGGCGCCUCCCACUGCUCCACCCUGAACUUCAGACCCGAUCCAAAAGUUCUGGUGAUCUCCGGGUCGGAGCUGGAGGUCGACGUGGAGUACACGUUCCAUUUGACCGUCAGUAAAGACGGCAUGUCUCCCGAAUCCACCACGCAGAAGGUGUUAGUGAAGAGCGGACGCAUUCCCAUCGUCUCUCUGGAGUGUGUGUCGUGCAAAGCCCAGUCUCGUUAUGAGAUCAGCCAGAACUCGUACGUCUAUCUGGCGGGGACCUGCAACAACUGUCAGGGCUCCUACAGAGGGCGCUGGAUGGCUGUAAACCGUCGCAAUGAGCCUCUGGUUCUGGACCUGAACACCACAACCACAGGCCAGGACAGCAUGAACCUGGUGCUGAGGAAGGGAACGCUGCGGGAUGGCGACUCGUACGUCUUCAGUUUGCACGUCACCGACGACAGCAUGGAGCAGGAGGGCGUGGCCAACCUAGAGCUUCACCCCAAUCUGCCCCCAGCCGGAGGGUCGUGUUCACUGUGGGCUGAUGGCGAGGGGCCGGAGGUGCACACGCUGCUGGAGAGAGUGCACUUUAAGUGCACAGGUUAUUUGGACGAAGACGAAUCUUCGCUGGUCUACAGUCUUAUGGUGUUGCGUUGCUUUAAUCCCUACUGUGAGGAGUUUUGUGUGUAUAAAGGAACCAGCCCAGAACAUUCCACCUUCCUUCCACCUGGAUUACACUCCGCACAGUACAGGGUCUCAGUCUCCAUCAUGGUGGAGGACCACCAGGGGGCAUCCAUCACUGCCCUCAACAAGACCAUGACGGUGAUGUUGCCCCAGGUUCCUGGUGGAUUCAGCAGUCUGGCUCACUGGUUGAGUGAGAUGACGGACACCACGCUGAAUGAGCCGCUGAAACAGGGUGACUCCCAGCAUGUCCGCGAACUCUCGCUCGCCCUCAUCACCGUCCUCAACGGGUAUGAGCAGGGCGUACAGCGUGUCAGCAGCGUGUCGAAGCAGGAGAGGCAAUACAGAGUAAACGUGAGAGGAAACAUCACCCGAGCUUUGACAUCACUGGACCUCAACACCGUCAGUGACAUCCAACAGACCUCGGCUGCUCUUGCGCAGUGCACUGCUGUGAGUCGGGAAUUUGUGUGUGAGGAGUGUCAGAACAGCACACUGAAUAAACUGGAGUCGAUGCUAGAGAUCCUGCAGACGGACACCAAGCAGGGCACCGUGACUCCCACAGAAAUCGCGGACAACAUCCUGAACAUCAUGGGGGAUCUGAUUCAUCAGGUGAGCGAGGCGGCGUCAUCCAACCUGGAGGAGUCCAAAGACCAGGGUACGUUCUCCCUGAAUUACCUCCAGUCUCCACUAAUGGAUCAGCCCCACCCCCUGCGCGUAGCGGCCAAAGCCUACACGUUGUCCUCGGAGCUGAUGCGUAUCCUGAUGCUGUCUCGGGUGCUGAACGAGGAGCCGCUGAUCCUGCGUGGAGCCGAGAUAGCGGCGGCGGGGAAACGCGCCGACCCGCUUAGCCUGCUUUGCUACGGCUUAAGCGACGCCCCCGAGUGCCGCCGCUUCUCCAUUCCCAGGGCGUUCAACUCCAGCCUGGGUACCAGCCUAAGCACCAGCGGGGGCGCAGGCGAGGGCAUCCUGCAGCUGCUCUUUCAAGUGGAGCCCAACCCAUUCCCCUUUAACUACGUCCCCAAUUACACCGUGUCUACCGAGGUGGCAUCCAUGGAAUUCCGCACUGUCAACGGCUCCCAGAUCCCCAUCGCUGGUUUGGACGAGAGCCAAGCCAUCAGAGUAGCGCUGAACAAUGGCACCGCAGCGGGACUGGAUGGGAACAGCACAGGGGUAAGACUGGAUCCUGCUGGGGCGCUGAAUGUAAGCAGGUGUGGAUCGGCAAUAAUCAAAGUGAGCACAGGGAACAACAACAGGCAGGCUGGAGUCUACGUCCAACUCAACUUUACCAUAGCGGAAGCUUCUCCAGAUGCUCAAGACUCAGACCCCUCAAUCAUGGCGUACCUGCACUCCUCUAACAAGCCUAAUGAGUACAUGAGCACAGACAGGAAACACAUCACACUCAGCACUGUGCAGGGGCGGGGCCUCGACCACCAGCUCUACACUUUCUUCCUGUCUCCGCUCAUGUACGACACCACACAGGACCACUUCAUCAACGUGUCAGCAGGCUGCGCUCCCGAUUGGCCAGUGCGGGUCCGUGUGGAGGUGGGCGUGUUCAUGGUACUCUGUCAGUACUUUAGCGAACUGGGGCACAUGUGGCAGACGGACGGGAUGGUACCCCUGGCGGAGACCAGCGCGGGGCAGGCGGUGUGCAGCACGCGACAUCUCACGGUGUUCGGGGCGAGUCUGCUAGUUCCUCAGCAUGCCAUCAGCUUCACUGUGCACGAUCCUCCGAUCAGCCGCAGCCUGGUGGUGCUACUGGUGUGUGUGAUGUGUUUGCUGUGCUACACUGUAGCUGCCCCCCUCUUGAGGAAGCUGGACCAGUUGGACCUGAGACGAGCCUCGGUGGUGCCGCUGUGUGGGAAAGACGGACUCUACAAAUACGAAAUCCAGGUCAAGACUGGCUGGAUGCGAGGGGCAGGAACCACGGCUCAUGUCGGCGUCAGUCUCCAUGGCAAUGAGGGCCGCAGUGGACACCGACAUCUGGACCGAGUCGGAGCGUUCACACGCAACAAUCUGGAUAUUUUCCACAUUGCCACCGAUUCCAGUCUCGGGAACUUACUGAAGAUUCGAGUGUGGCACGACAACAAGGGUCUCUCUCCAGCCUGGUUGCUGCAGUAUGUGCUGGUGAAAGACUUGCAGACAGGAAGCUCGUACUUCUUCCUGGUGGAGGAGUGGCUCUCUGUGGACAACGAGAAGACAGAUGGCAGGGUGGAAAUAGAGGUGGAGCCGUCAGAGGAGGCGGAGCUUAGACGCUGGCCACGCCUCCUCACCUGGGAGCUCCAGAGGGCGGUGUGUGAUAGUCACACGUGGAUGGCGCUAUGGCACCGGCCCCUACGCAGUCCCUUUACCCGCCUGCAGAGGGCCACGUGCUGCGCCACACUGCUGCACCUCAUCAUGCUCACUAACACCGUGUGGUACGCCGCGGUCACGUACGGCAAUGGCUUUGUUCCUGUAUCAGAACAGGUGUCUCUGAAUGCAGAGGUGGUGGGAGUGGGAGUGCUCACCUGUCUCCUGGUGUAUCCUCUUUACCUGCUCAUCUUCUGUCUCUUCAGAUUCAGCCGAAGCAAGGUGUUAGUGGAGCAGCUCCCUCCUCAGGUAGACCAGGAGUCUCUGGAAAUCGAUGACUUCCUGGAUAACUCCCUCACCGGAAGCUCCUUCCUUAUUUUCAAUGGAAUCACAGAGACAUACUCAGAGGAGACCAACAUCGACCUCCCGACUCCUUCCUCGAAAAGGUGGAGCGUUCCAGAUGCCGAUUGGCCGGAUGUGAUGACUGAGCCAUCGAUCGAGAUGGGGGCGGGACUUCCUCCUCGUCUGAAGCGAGGUCAGGGCAGCAGGCAUCUCGGGGUGGACAUGACCCUCAACCCAGAGGAGGAUGAGACAGUGGUGGGACACGACUACAGGAACAAAUACUUCACGUCUUCAGAUGAGGAUCUCCUGAAGCGGAUCCUGGCUGAUGGACAGCUGCUCUCUCAGACUGACAGCGACAUGGGCGACCUUUCCAGUAUAUUCGGGGAUAAGACAGAGGUGAUUCUGCUGCAGAAGAUGAAUGAACCUGUACCUGCAGCAUUGCGCAGAGAUCCACCUAAAACUGCAUUUACCUCACGCACAGUAGUGACGGAUGUGUGUAAGCCGAGGCCACUCCCACCUCUUUGCGGAUUGGUUGCUCUCUGGGGGAGUUGGGCGGGGCUAAUCCUGUCCACCAGCCUGUGUAUAUGGCUGGGGCGGAGCUUCAAUGGAGGCGUGGCUGUGAUGUGGAUCAUUUCAUGUAUUGCCAGCUUUCUGAUGUCCUUCUGCAUCCUGGAACCUCUAAAGGUGUUAGUGGAGGGAGUGUAUUACGGGCUGCUGGUGGCUCGUCUCAGGCCAGAGGAGGGAGAUGUUCUGGUGGAUUGUCCCCGGAUGGAGCGAGUGAUCCAGCGUGUCCCCAGAGUCCGACCUCCUCAAGGCUUCGCUCUGUCCCAGGCCCGAGAGGAGGCACGCAAAGUCCGACUGCUGCACCGCAUGCUCAAGGGCUUCCUCCUUUACAUGCUCUUCUUGCUCGUGGUCCUUCUGCUGAACUAUGCCGAUUCAACCAAAGACGCUCACCAGCUGAGACUGCACACUCAGCUGAACAACCACCUACACACACAGCACUUCAACAACAUCAGCAGACGAGAGGAGGUAUGGGCGUGGCUGUCUGAGUUCCUGUUGCCACGGUUACUAGAUGGCACCGCCCUUAUGGAGGGGACAGGAAGCCUGCUGCUGGGGAAACCCCGCCUUCGACAACAGAGAUCCCAACCAGCUUGUACUACAGGUGGUUAUUUUCCAGCAGUGUCCUGGUUUGGGUGUGGCUCAGAGGAAAGGAGGGAAUCAGGUUCAUCUCUGGUGAUGAACUGGAGCCGCAGUGUGUCUCAGAGCAAUGGAGCAUGGCACUGGGGGCAGGUGUCUGUGUACAGCAGUGGUGGGUUUGUACAGGAGCUCAGCAGAAAGCUGGGAGAAUCUACUGCACUCAUAGAGCAACUUCAUAAACACCAGUGGCUGGAUCCACUGACGAGGGCUCUGUUUGUGGAGUUUUCACUCUAUAACACAAACACAGACCUGCUGUCCAUCUUCUCCUUUUUGUUGGAGUUCCCUGUUUCUGAGCGCCCCCAGUCCAGCGUGAACCUGAAGACCUGCAGUCUGCAGAGCCUCCAACAGGGCAUGAACCUCCCCCUGUUCCUCACGAUCAUCUUAAUCAUCUUGAUUAUUUACUUCUCUGUGCGAGAGGUUGUAUCGGUCAUCAGGCAGGGCUGGGGCUACAUCCUGCGAGUGUGGAAUCUGGUGGGCAUUGUCACUCUUCUGCUGGCGGCCUGUGUCUCCGCCCUCCAUGUGGCUCGCUCAGCCCUGGCCUCUCAACUCUGGGCCUCGCUACAUCAUCAGCGGGAAUCGUUUAUUAACUUCUUUCCCCUGGGGCAACAAAGCCAGGUUCUGGUUCAGCUCAGUGCUGUGCUACUCUUCCUGUUGGUGCUGAAGGUGGCUCAUCAGUUACGGUUUCUGAGGGAGUGGGCUGUGUUUGGCAGGACUCUGAGGAGAUCGGUGCGGGAGAUCAUGAGCGUUGCACUCGCUUUGCUCUUGCUGCUGCUUGCAUACUCGCACACGGGAUACCUUCUUUUUCACUGCAUUAUACAUGGAUAUGGCACGGUCGGGUCUGCCUGCCUGUCAUUGCUAGGUUCAGGGGGACGUGGUCUGUGGUCAUGGCGAGCAUACCGUGGCUCCUCUGCCUGCUCCACUUCCUGCUAUGUGUUUCAUGUCAGCUUUGCGGUACUGCGUCUUGUCCUGCUGUGGCUGAUGACCUCCGUGUUACUAAGGAAUUAUCGCAGGGUCCGGGCAGAGCUCUACCGACCUGCAGUAGACCUUCAGGACUACGAGAUGGUGGAACUCUUCUUACGACGCCUCAAAAUGUGGAUGGGCCUGAGCCAUACUAAGGAGUUCCGUCACAAGGUUCGUUUUGAAGGUAUGGAACUUCCACCGUCCCGAUCUUCAUCUACCAGCGACUGCAAAUCCCUCUGUCCCCCUCUGGAUGCCCCUGAAGCCCCUCCGACUCCUGACAGCGUCGACGGUGGUUCCGAGGCUUCUUGGCAUCCUAUGUCCAGCAGCCCGUGCAGUCUAGCUGAGACUCCAGGUCUCGGUUUAGGCCUCACGUUAAGUUUAGGGGUGGUAGCAGGAGGUCCAGUUUGGAGAGAACGAGCAGAGACCGAGGCCACACUUCGAAGGGUCUUGCCGGCCUUUGACGCAUUGCUACACCAGCUGGACAGGGUCAACCAGGCCACAGAGGAACUGUAUCGCACCGAGUGCCGGCUGGAGAAAGUCCAGAGAAAGAGUCGGAAAAGGAGCCGUGGAAUACUGCACAGUGGUGGUCUGGAAUCUGCAGGACAGAAGAGAUAUACUGGGUCACACAGACACUUCCAGUCGAUAGAGAAGUGUGCCCGCAAGGUAGAGAAAGAUGGAAACUUAGACAAGGCAAGAUCCAAGAGUGAGAAACGUUCUCGCAAAACUUAUAAAGAAUGCUGCGAGAGAGAUACCAAUGCACACCGGAUAAGUCCACAAGAAGACUUGUCACCAAAGGAUUCAUGUCUUCAAAGGACAGAUAUGGGGUAUGAUAAGAUGAAAGCACGUGAGUGUAAGACUGAAACCAAUCCUCCCAAGGUGGACUCAAGUCCCAUCAAGGUAGAAGAAAGCGCUGUUAAGAUAGAAGCAAAUGCCAAUGUGGUUGACGCAAGUGCAAGUUUGGUGGAAGCGAGGUCCCACAAGACUGCCAAAGGUUCUCGUAAGGCUGCAAGCCGGAAAAAGGUCAACCAAGUCAUUCCAAGAGAUGCUGACACUGUUGGCUGUGCCAGCAAGCCAGUUCUUUUUCACACACAGACCCCGAUUCCAAUCAGCACCCCAUCCACUGCCCCUUCUACUGCCCCGGGUUCUGCAAUCGCAACCCCAGUCCCAAUCCCUCGAGCCCUUGAAUGGAACCCACCUAGUUAUACCGAUGACCUCCCAUCCAGCCUUUUCCAACAUCCGGCGCACACCACCAUCAUGCCCACGCGCAAACGUAAGCACAAACCCCCACCUCUAAAAAACAAAAUCCAUCCCAAUACAGACAGGCCAAUCUCAGGACAUGGCAAACCUUAAGGACCUAAAGGUUCCACAUGUUGGUCUUUUGAUUUGAAGUCAGGUAAAGAAACUUUUAAAAGUGUAUUCUGAUAUUCGUGGUUAUCAGUUAUGGUAACAGAGGGCCUUGGUGACAGCCGGUUUUGUUGCCAGUCCCUUAGGAAAAUAGAGAAGUAAAAGAUCGGCAUAAAUGUGGAAUAAAUGGACCGGAAGCGUCGCUAUGAUUUUUCUCCCCCCAGAGCGGCAGAAUUUGGCCAAAUCGAAAACGAUAAACGUUAGCAAUAAGGUGCUGGUCACCCUUUAGAUUUUGCCACACGAGUCUCCUCCCCCUUUCCUUUACCUUGAAUGACCUCAACCAGCCCCCGGCCCUGGUGGUCACAAAGGGCUGAAAUGACAAGAGCACAGUUUGUGCUGUUUUAGCAUCAAACUCGCAGGAAGUGAUGUCACAAAAUGGCGGACACCUCGCGAGUUUCCCAGUUACGUUUUGGUGUCACGUAUUAUAUAAUGUUUUUUAUUUUGUACAAGUUAUGUUUGAGUAAUAAUUGUUCGAUGUAUCAAAGAAGGAAGCUACACACACACACACACACACACAGACACACACGCACACUAACAUAUCAGCGUUAAGCACAUAGAGCUAUGCUUGCAGGUACAUAUGCAUAAUGCACGUCUUAUUUCCGGAACACGAUGUAAGUCUACACACAGGCCCGUGAGGCUAGUCUGCUAGCACGCCAAGCAAGUCGCUAAAGUUGAAAUGAAUUACACAAUCAGAUGAAGCUCUAAAGUGAAGAGUCAAGAAAGAAAUCAUAGAAAUGAAAGGAAGGAUUUUUUUUUGGAAAGAGUGAGAAAAUAAAUAAAAAAAAAACACAAGCAAUAAUAAUAAUUAAAAAAAGGCGGGAAACGGGUGGAGACCUUCUUUAUUGUUAAUUCCAAGGAGAAAAAAUAAAAAGACAUGCAAAUGUUUUAUUAAUGCAAAUUGUAAUAUUUGUAACUGUUUUUGGGAUUGUUUCUUAUUGCUUUUUUUUGUUUGUUUUACAAUUUUCUAUUUAAAAAGCACUAUGUGUCGAGGUACGUACGUGAUCGUUCCAGAAAGCGAACGCGGGUGCGAAUUUUUUAUUGAAGGUAAAUAAGCUUGGUACGAAACGGACCACGAGACGGAAACAUUACUCUGCAUAUCCAUUGUUGCUACUCUUUUAAAGCAUGGAGAGACUUUAUUUAGAUUUUACAAUGAAGAAAAAAAAACAUAUAGCACUUUAUUACUAAUGUUAAGGUCUUUUUUGCGACGCCGCAUGUCAAAUUAACAUUUCAUAUAAUUGAUUAGGUUUGGGUUUUCCCCACUCACUCAACCUUACUCAACCUUACUUCAGGAAACGGAUCCCCCCACCCCCACUCUGUUUGUCUAGAACGUUCUAAAGAUUUGCUCAGGGACCCUUGAACCAAUCCCAAGCCUAUAAGUCAUGUUCGUGUUUGUUUCUUUGUUAGACAUGUAAAUACAAUAUGUGCACCCAAAACCCACAGCGAGAACCAGAACACAAAAAUACAGACCCCGCUCACGUCCUGGUUUGUUUUGUACGUAUCGACAUCCCCCGAUUAAAUGAAACCUCCAUUUCUGAUAAACACUGUCUGAGCAAAAGUAUUGGGACACCCGACUUUUCCAACCAGAUGUGGUUCUUUCCCCUGAAACUUGCACCACAAAAACAGAGGCACACAAUCGUACAAUUAGCCGUUUUUGGAUUCUGUGGGAUGACAUUUUUCCUUCACUUGAACCAGGAGACCUGAAAACCUGUUCCAUCUCCUUGAAAAUCUGAAAAUAUCCAUGAGUUGCUCCUGCUAUAGAGCUCCACCCUAUUGAGAGUUUAGGUUGAAUUAACACUGAAUGCACCUCAGAAAACCCAUGAAAUGAAAAGUCACACAAAAUAAUCUCCACAAAAUUCCAGUGGAACAUCUUCCCAGAAGGGUGGAGCUCAUUAUAAGAGCAAAUGAAGACUCGAUGUGGAAUCGGAUGCUCAAAACAGAAGAACAGAAAUCUUAUGGUCAGGUGUCCACAUACUUUUGGGGUUGUGUAUUUUUUUUUUUUUCUUUAAAUCUGCACUGAUUUUUUUUGUUUGUUUUUAUUUCUUUCAAUUCACAGAUACAGUUUGGUAUUGGGAUUUUUUCGUUUUGUUUUUUUCCACCACUUUAGUUUUACUCUUGGUCCUUUUUUUUAUUAAAAAUAUAUUGUAUACACACUUUCUCAUUUGUAUUUUACCAGUUUUUAAAGUUCAGCCGCUUCCGCUCGUUACGCCGUGUUGGCGAAAUGGUCUGGUGCUUUGUUCAGUUUUUGAAGUGGUUUAUAUUUAAAGUCGUGUUUGCAGUGCCAGAGGUCGUUAGCAUGCGCUAAUGUGGUGGGGUUUUAUUAUUGUUGUUGUUUUGUGUUUUUUUUUUUUUUUUUGCUCGUGGCAGUACUCGUGACCGUUUCGGUUGUAUCCCCGCAUGCGGUUGUAUUCUGUCUGUAGCACUUCGGCUAAAACGCUUUGCACUUGACAAAGUCAAAUAAAGAGAUUGACAGCUCAAA